AUGCGCCUCGCCGAACUGCUCGUCGACCUCGCCGCUGUCGCGAGCGCGUCACGCGCCGUCGCCAGUAAGCAUGUUGCGCUGCGGUCAAGGCAGGUCGAGCGGUACAGCAGGGAGUCGAGUGUCGUGGGGAGUGUGUUGAGGGGGCGAGAGCAGGGGCGGCAGGGGGAGCGGGAGGAACCACAGCAACAGGAGCGGCAACCGCAAAGGAAGGAGACACAGCAACGAACGCAGACGCAAACUGUGGGAGUGGAGGGGCAGCAGGUGCGGUCGCAGGGGGGUGCUGAGAAGGGGGUGGAGGAUGUUCAAGGGGGAAGGGAGCCUGGGUUGCGGGUUGAUGAGACGCCUAUUGCGACGCCGGUUGCACCGCCGGCCGAGGGGCCGGGUAUGGGAGGGACGGAGCCGGUGCAGCAGGCGGGCGCGGUAAAAUCCGAGUUCAAGCCCGCCCCGUGGGCGGAGGGUGGGAUUGCGAUGCUGAAGCAGGGAUUUGUUCCUCCGAGGCGGCCUCCGCAAGCAUUAAGGACGCCAGUGGUGGGCAUCCCUGGAGCGAAUAUCUUCCGGGCGAAAGGGGAGUCACAGAUUUUGCAGGCGUUGAAAGAGAUGGAGGAGGAGGAGGGAGGAAAGGAGUCGUUGGCUACCUCGGGGGGUGAGAGCAGCGAACGACCUGCGAGAGACCCGGUUGGAGAAGCUGAGGUAUCAAAGGAUGGUGAAACAGAGGCGGAAGCGGUAGCUAUGCCCGAAACCCCGAAGUUGGAACCAGCCUCCUUAACUCCCGAGGUUGACGCAAAGAAGGUCACAACAAUCGAAGAGGUCUUGGAGGAGGAAAACGGAAAACCCCCUACGCCGCAACAACCUGAACCUGAAACCCAAGCUUCUCUCGAGAAUGAAAGAGGGGUAACAGCAGAAACAAUAGGUGCCGAUUCUCCUGUGCCAGAAGCCAAACCUGAGGCCUCAACUACUCCCAGUCGAGAAUUCCUUCAGGAGAAAUCACUGUCACAAGAAGACGCAAGCAUAGUGGCAGAGUUGGCGAGCUCAACACCUACCUCACCCGAAACCCCCCGCUACCAGCUUCGGGAAUCUGCCGUACCCUCCUCACGAAUCGGCCGGCUCUGGAAUUACGGCGGCCUCGCAGCUGGUAUGUUCGCCGGCGCCAUCGGGGAAGGCCUCAGCCGGGCGGUCGGCGGCGGCGGUUCAGGCUCGAUGAUGCUCAGCGCCGCCAACAUGGAGCGGCUCGUGGCUAAGCUCUCGCGGAUGCGCGGCGCUGCUCUCAAGCUCGGCCAAAUGAUGAGCUUCCAGGAUGCCAAGAUGCUCCCGGCCGCUAUGCAGGAGGUCCUGCAGCGUGUCCAAGACCGUGCCGACUACAUGCCGGGCUGGCAACGAGACCGCGUCCUAACGUCCAACCUCGGCGAGAACUGGCGUGACCUCUUCGACGAGUUUGAGGACAAACCCAUCGCAGCGGCCUCCAUCGGCCAAGUCCACCGUGCCACCCUCAAAUCCAACGGAGCCCGCGUCGCCGUCAAGAUCCAGUUCCCCGGUGUCGCCGACUCCAUCAAUUCCGACCUCGACAACAUCGCCGUCCUCCUAGCCGCCACCAAACUCCUCCCCAAAGGCCUCUACCUCAACAAGACCAUCGACAACGCCCGCACCGAGCUCGCCUGGGAAUGCGACUACACGCGCGAAGCCGAGUGCGCCGAGCACUACCGAAACCUCCUCACCACCGCCACCGCCACCUCCCCCUCGGAAGAAUCCGUCUUCUCCGUCCCCCGCGUCUACCGCGAGGCCAGCGGCAAACAGGUCCUCACGAUGGAAUUCAUGGACGGCACGGCUGUAACACGCAUCGGAUCCUUCACGCAAGCGCAGCGCGACCGAAUCGGCACGCAACUCCUGCGACUCUGCCUCCGCGAGAUCACCGAAUUCCGCUUCAUGCAGACGGACCCCAACUGGACCAACUUCCUGUACAACCCGGCCACCGACCGCCUCGAGCUCCUCGACUUCGGCGCCUCACGCGAAUACCCCGCCGAGUUCAUCACCCAAUACGUCCAGCUACUCGAAGCCGCAUCACGAGCCGACCGCGAAGGGGUGCGCGCGCUCAGCGAACGCCUCGGCUACCUGACGGGCCACGAGAGCCGGGUGAUGCUCGACGCGCACGUCACGUCGGUGGUGACGCUGGCGGAGCCGUUCCUGCGCUCGGCGCCUGAGGUCUAUGAUUUUCGUGAUCAGACCAUCACCGAGCGCGUCAAGGCCCAGAUCCCCGUCAUGGUGCAUGAGCGGCUGGCGCCGCCGCCCGAGGAGACGUAUAGUCUGCAUCGGAAGCUGAGUGAUUAA
This is a messenger RNA of Chaetomium globosum CBS 148.51, 2322 nucleotides long. RefSeq lists its product as uncharacterized. NCBI's taxonomy places the organism in Eukaryota, Fungi, Ascomycota, Sordariomycetes, Sordariales, Chaetomiaceae. Gene Ontology annotation, biological process: ubiquinone biosynthetic process. The transcript is spliced from 2 exons. Bases 1 to 2322 code for a protein of 773 amino acids. The record is from RefSeq and is a predicted model, not a curated record. Gene Ontology annotation, cellular component: extrinsic component of mitochondrial inner membrane. Gene Ontology annotation, molecular function: kinase activity.